AUGUCAUUGGUAUUUGAUCCCGAUUUAUCAGCGCACCUCCACAACCAGAUCCUUGAACGGGGAUGGAUUGGAGCCGGACGAGAUGCCGAUUCAAUCCCGUCCAAGAGCUGGUGGGAAGAGUCCUCGCCUAUCCCAUUCGAUCUCGCAUCUCGACUGAAUCCGAAGUUGAUCAGGUUCCUGCGGUCGGCAAAAGCCGUGAUGUUUAACCUUGAUUCAGAUUUCAAUCUCUUCUAUUACCUCAUGGCGCUUAAUGGAAAAGAUGAAAUCUUUGCUUCUAUCCGUUCGCUCAGAUGGUGGGUUUUGCUACCUGUGAAGACGAAUGCUUACGCGCCAACAAGAUUUGACCAAAAAACCGAGCUUGCAGCUUUUGUCCCAGACUGGGAAGAUAUGAUUGUGUCUGAUAGGGAACGGUGGCCAUGGAGGCCAUUGCAAAACAUUCUGCAAGUCUAUCUAGAGAUGUUGGAUGAGGGCAAAAUAACAACAUAUUCGGAUCGUCGGAAGGGAUCUGAAAAGUAUUCUUUCAGGGCAUUCCCUUGGGAGAUUCACCAACAUACUGCAGUAGACGUUGAGCGGGCUGUCAGUGCCUUCACUCGUCUUCUUGAUGCCAUCGAGAUUCGACUCCCAUCGAUUUCGACGCAUUCAACACACGACAGUGACAACAAACAGCCAAGCUUCGAGGGCAUAGCUCUCCCAUACUCGGAAUCGGUCAUGGAGGCGUCUUUUAUAAAAGCGGACUGGUUUGUCAAAUCUUUUCUUUCCGCUCUUCCUAUCCGCCACCUCAAAUUUCGCCAUAUUGCCCCUGGCAUUCGACUCCAAACCCCGAUCGAAUUUACAAACCAGCCACUUGCUGACCGCCGCCAUAAUGUUCUGAUUCCAGACUUUUAUGGUACCGACAAGCAGACAUCUUCAUUCCCUUUCCUCUUAUUCCGAGGGGAGAGAGAGAACAUGUCUCCCUGGAUUCGGCCAUGGUUUCCUGACGGGAAGGCAGAGAAUAUUCCCUCUGGCUUGUACAUGGAACCCACCGACGAAGGCUUUAACUGGGAAUCUGGCAACCAGAGCCGACUCUUGCUGCCGUUUAGCAUCGGCAGGAAUGGGUUUGCUCGAAGUAGCAAUGGUAUUCCAUUCAAAUUUAUUAUUGAUACGGAAACUGAGAGGCCUGAUCAACUUUACCAGUCGGAUACAUUCAGUGGCUAUAGUGGCUAUUUACCUUGGGACUCCCGCAGCUCGUAUCUACACAAAGUUUUGGAAAGUUGGGCUGAACGGGUGGAAAUGGGUGAUUGGCAGGUGGACGAAGAUGGCGUUGUCGGUGGUAUUGACAAGUUUAAGGAGGCCGACACUAAAGAGCAUUGGAGAGAAUACUUUAUUCCUUGGUGA
Penicillium bovifimosum is the source of this 1374-nucleotide messenger RNA. RefSeq lists its product as uncharacterized. Lineage: Eukaryota; Fungi; Ascomycota; Eurotiomycetes; Eurotiales; Aspergillaceae. The coding region runs from base 1 to 1374 and encodes 457 amino acids. The record is from RefSeq and is a predicted model, not a curated record. The transcript has 2 exons.